AACGAAUCUUUCGCUGCAUCCGAGUUUCGCGCUCCGAUCUCGCGCCACAAUCGCGACGAGAUUCGGACGUGUCUCCGCUCGUAUGGAGAACGAUCCUCCUCGAUCGAGGACAAAUGAUCAGCAGCAACUUAAUCUCUCCGUUCUCCGUUUCACUUUCGGAAUUCCUGGACUGGACGAAUCAUACCUGCCGAGAUGGAUCGGCUACGGGUUCGGGUCGCUUCUUCUCGUAAAUCACUUCUUGGGUUCUGGUCCUACCAGCGAAGCUCAGCUGAGAUCAGAAGCCUUGGGCCUGUCACUUGCUGCAUUUUCCGUAGCUAUACCGUACAUUGGAAAGUUCCUCAAGGGUGCUGCAAUGGCAGAACAGAGAACUCUGCCUGAAGAGGGGAGCCAGAUUUUCAUUAUAUCGUCAAAAAUUCCAGAUACUUUGAAGGAAGAUCUUGCAUGGGCAACAUAUGUUCUACUGAGGAAUACAAGUACGAUAGCUGUGUUGAUAUCAGUUCAAGGUGAGCUUUGCGUUCGUGGGUAUUGGAAUAGUCCGGUUCAGAUGUCGAAAGCUCAACUACAUGAUCGGUUUCAGAAUAUAGAUGAAAUCAGCUUGUCGGAUGUGAAGGAGAUACUUUAUUUCCCUCAAUAUUCAGGUUCUGCUUCAUGGGAAAUACUUCCAGAUGGGACGCGUUCUCUUCUGGUGCAACCAUUUGUACAGAGUAUGAAUGAAUCACAAAAGAUGGAAGGGUUUUUGAUGGUCGCUUCUACUACUGAAUAUGCAUAUAGUGACAAAGAUAGAGCCUGGAUUCAAGCUAUAGCUAACAAAUUCAGAGGAUCAUAUGUGGUGUAAUUUUUUAUCUGUAUCUUGAAGAUUGACAACAAGUUCCUAAAGAAACUUCUCCAGGCCAUAUACCAAAUUCUGCAAAUCCGAGAGGAACGAUGAAAGUUGCUCAGAUCAAGUGUAAACCUGCAUCCAGCAGCCUGAACCAUGAGAUUUGUCACGAGCUAUAAUUUCCAACCCCGGUAUUUUAAGAUAGAAGCUAGAAUAUUCAUGUUCUGUUCUUCUAAGAUUAUAGUUUCUUCAAUGUUAAUUCUUCCAAGACACUUAAAUGCCAAACUAAAUUACAUCUCCUGGACUCGAGAAGUAAACUGUGGUUCUCGAUGGUAGUAGUCCUGGAAGAACCAUGCUAUGAACACGGACCCCAUCUUCUCCUACUACUUGACCCCUUGCCUGGACAAAGGAACGCAGAAACACAGCUCUGUUAAAAGUGGAAGGAAGCCAUUAUAACAGCCUGCUGCAGAAGUAUAGAUCCUAUGGAUAGAGUUGGUGCCACCAGGCAACCCUAACAUGAUGAACGGGAAACUAGAUCAAACACCGGCAGACGUUCUUGUCUUGGCGAAAUAAGAAGAAGAUACCGAAUUGCUGCAAUGGAGCAUCUCACCCUCUGCUCACCAUGGUUGCCUUCU
Messenger RNA from Tarenaya hassleriana, 1452 nucleotides. Its product is annotated as protein COFACTOR ASSEMBLY OF COMPLEX C SUBUNIT B CCB2, chloroplastic-like. Gene Ontology annotation, biological process: cytochrome b6f complex assembly. Lineage: Eukaryota; Viridiplantae; Streptophyta; Magnoliopsida; Brassicales; Cleomaceae. The record is from RefSeq and is a predicted model, not a curated record.